UCUAAAUAAUGAGUUGGCGCCUAUAAAAAGUGCUUUACGCUUCACGGAUGAAUCACAGUGAUCUGAAGUGAUCUUAGCGAGCUGGUAAUAUUUACCAGACCGUUAAACGUAAACCAAUCUAAAGGGGAUAAUAACUUUUGUGAAAUAAGAAAUUAGGCGGCGGUGUCCUGCUGUGCAUCGAAGAUUGGAUAAAUCAUCAUUCCACUGGCGUUUGGAAGCUUUAACUUUGCUCAACAUGUUCAAAUCGUUGGUUCUUGGCUUGACGCUGCUUUCAUGCGCGCAUAAUUCAUUCGCAGGAUUUCUUGGCGGCUAUGGCUUAGGUGGAUACGGUUUGGGCGGCCACUAUGGUGGCGGCUAUGGUUAUGGGCAUUAUGGUGGCGGCUAUGGUUAUGGACAUUAUGGUGGCUUUGAUCAUGGCUACGCAGCGCCUAUCAUUACCAAGACGAUUGCCGCAGCGCCAGUGAUUACGAAAAUUCAAGCCGCACCCAUCAUCACGAAAACUAUAGCGGCGCCAAUUGUGACAAAGACCAUCGCCGCUGCGCCCAUAUCAAUCGGACAUGGCUACGGCUAUGGCUUGGGACAUGGCUUGUAUGGAGGCCAUGGAUACUAUGGAGGGCAUGGCUUGUUGGGAGGACUGUACGGACAUGGUUAUGGUUACGGACAUGGCUGGUAG
Messenger RNA from Rhagoletis zephyria (snowberry fruit fly), 673 nucleotides. RefSeq names its product shematrin-like protein 1. NCBI's taxonomy places the organism in Eukaryota, Metazoa, Arthropoda, Insecta, Diptera, Tephritidae. The record is from RefSeq and is a predicted model, not a curated record.